AUGGGCCGUGGAAAAAAGUGGCGGCGCGACGAGGACGUGGAAUUAGCUGCGGCGUACACGGCCGUCGCGUCUGCCGGUGUGAAAGAAGGUCCGUCGUUCUGGGACGCCGUUCGAAGCCGCAUCGAGAGCGCGCGGAGCGUGCGGGCGCUGCGCAAUCGGUGGGUCCUCAUGGUGCAAGAAGUGAAGGCGUUCGUCGAGUGCCUCGAUCGACUGGAAGCUGAGGGCGCCAGUGUCCAGGACGUGGCUCUCGAGCGCGCGAUGAGUGACUUCCGAGCGAGGAAAGGCCGAGACUUUGAGUUCCUGAGCUGCUGGGAGAUCGUGCGGAAGAGUGUGGAGGUCAGACGGGGCGGAGACGAGGAGGUCCACGAUGACGUAGGUGAGACGCGGUGCGUGCUUUAUGCUGCAGCUGCAGAGGACGCCAACCCAGUGGAAGCUGCAGCGGUCGUGUCGGAGUUUGUACCUCCUAGUCGAGCUGUUAUCGAGUGCGAGGCUCCGGUGCUAGCGGUGGCUGGGGCCGUGAAGAAGGAGAGUCCGGGGGUUAUGAAGGCACUGGGGUCCGGACUUUCGACAAAAGGAGGCGCAAGUGCUGCUGGGUUGGAGGUGGCAACGACGGACGACAACUUGACUGUUGUGCAGCAGCAAUUGGUGAGUGAGAUGCGUCGGAAGAACGACCUGCAGGAGGACGAGCUGGCGCUCAAGUUGUUUAGUGAAGGCCACGAGUCGGACGAGUCGCAGCAGUUUUUUAAGCUGCUGAAGAGGAAGAAGUUGCUGUUGCUGGAGAAAGAAGUGGACGAGCUGGAGAGGGGGCAGCAGCGGCAGAGGCAGCGCACGGAGUAUCCGACUGGGGAGAUCUAA
Messenger RNA from Peronospora matthiolae, 855 nucleotides. The record is from the annotation of a GenBank genome assembly. NCBI's taxonomy places the organism in Eukaryota, Oomycota, Peronosporomycetes, Peronosporales, Peronosporaceae.